This is a messenger RNA of Hyphopichia burtonii NRRL Y-1933, 1527 nucleotides long. It is a transcript of the gene ERG9, whose product is annotated as bifunctional farnesyl-diphosphate farnesyltransferase/squalene synthase. Gene Ontology annotation, biological process: farnesyl diphosphate metabolic process; ergosterol biosynthetic process. The transcript has a single exon. The record is from RefSeq and is a predicted model, not a curated record. Gene Ontology annotation, cellular component: endoplasmic reticulum membrane. NCBI's taxonomy places the organism in Eukaryota, Fungi, Ascomycota, Pichiomycetes, Serinales, Debaryomycetaceae. Gene Ontology annotation, molecular function: squalene synthase [NAD(P)H] activity. The coding region runs from base 112 to 1455 and encodes 447 amino acids.
AAACGCCAAAAGUUCCAGUCAAAACAAAAAAAAAAAAAUCCAUUCGAUUGAAGCGAACUUCUUUUAACAGCUUUUUCAACGACUUUUCAUUGUAUAUUCCGAUACUUGACCAUGGGUAAGGCCACACAGUUGCUUUCGCAUCCCAGUGAAUUGAGAGCAGUCAUUCAAUUGUUCUGGUUUAGAAAACCAUUUCAUCCUCAAGACGUAAAUAAGUUGGGGCCCAGUUUGAAGAGAUGCUACGAGCUUCUUAAUAAGACUUCACGUUCGUUUGCAGCAGUGAUUCAGGAAUUGAAUCCCGAGUUGAAGGAUGCAAUCAUGAUCUUUUAUCUUGUGUUGAGGGCUUUGGAUACCGUUGAGGAUGAUAUGUCCAUUGACCCGGAAAUUAAAGUACCGUUAUUGAGAAGUUUCCAUGAAAAAUUGAGUUUAAAAGAUUGGACUUUUGAUGGUAAUGCAUUGGGUGAAAAGGAUAGGGUGGUUUUGGUGGAGUUUGAUGUUAUAUUGGCAGAGUAUCAUAAAUUGAAGGACCAUUAUCAAGAUAUUAUUAAAAAAAUUACUAAUGAAAUGGGUAAUGGUAUGGCUGAUUAUAUCUUGGAUGAAAAUUUCAAUACUCAGGGGGUUGCUACGAAUAAAGAUUAUGAUUUAUACUGUCAUUACGUUGCCGGGUUAGUCGGAGAAGGGUUAACCAAGUUAAUGGUUUCAGCAAACUUUGCCAAUGAUGAAGUUAUUAAAGAUAAUUUUGCUAAAUCUGAAUCCAUGGGUCUUUUCUUACAAAAAACUAAUAUCAUUAGAGAUUAUCAUGAAGAUUUAGAAGAUGGGAGAUCUUUUUGGCCAAAAGAAACUUGGUCAAAAUAUACUUCUGAUUUAACCUCAUUUCAUAAAGAUCAAUCAAUUGAAUCAGAAACUCAAGGGUUAUAUUGUAUCAAUGAUUUAGUUCUUAAUGCUUUAAAUCACGUUACCGAUGUUUUAACUUACUUAUCUUUAGUUAAAGACCCUUCUUGUUUCAAUUUCUGUGCUAUUCCUCAAGUUAUGGCAAUUGCUACUUUAGCAACCAUUUAUAAUAAUCCAAAAGUUUUACAUUCAAAUGUUAAAAUUAGAAAAGGUACUACUUGUAAUUUAAUUCUUAAUUCAAGAACCUUACCUGAUGUUGUUAAUGUUUUCAGAUAUUAUGUUAAAAUUAUUAAUCAUAAAUCUUCAGUUCGUGAUCCAAACUAUUUAAAAAUUGGUAUUAAAUUAGGGGAAAUUGAACAAUUUUGUGAAAAAAUGUAUCCUACUUCGGAAACUAUUCCAAAAACUGCUACUUUAACUCAAUCCCCAAUUACUAAAUUCAUCUUGGAAAGAAAUAAUAUCGAUGACCAAAUUAAACAAAUUGUUAGUUUGGAAACUUUAAAAUGUAAUGUCACCUUAGGUUUAGGUUUAUUUUCUGUUCUUGCGUUGGUUUAUUCUUUAAUUUUUUAAUAAUCUUUAUAUUUAUCAGUGAUUUUUAAAUAUGUUUUAUUCUCUUUUAAUUCAUGAUAUAAUUGACAGUUU